This is a messenger RNA of Baudoinia panamericana UAMH 10762, 4697 nucleotides long. RefSeq lists its product as uncharacterized. The transcript has a single exon. The record is from RefSeq and is a predicted model, not a curated record. Lineage: Eukaryota; Fungi; Ascomycota; Dothideomycetes; Mycosphaerellales; Teratosphaeriaceae. The coding region runs from base 233 to 4531 and encodes 1432 amino acids.
GUCCGUUGUGCGACGGUUAUGCCUGCCACCUGCCCUCUCACACUGCCCUCUACCGUUGACCUACUGUUGUAGCAGUCGCAGAUCCACCUUUAGUCCUGCCGUUUCAUUCUAGGAAGGCGUGUCUCACAAUAUCGGCAAUCGAGCACUAUCUUCGCAAGCGCCUGCCCCUCCCGCGCGCUGCCUGCCAGCCACAAUCCAGAGCCUUAACUGCCCUGUUAUGCGUCCGGCAUAGAUGUCGUCCAGCGACCUGCCCGAGUUCCUCUUGGGCUAUGAAACCCCUACCGACACCACCCCCAAGUCCACCCACACCGCCCGCGUAAUGUCCACUCGCUCCUCCCUCAACUCACGCCGCACCAACUCCUAUGGCGCUCGCGACACCAUCCGCCGCAACCUCUCCCACACCACCAAACGUCCCGUGACCGAUGCGGAUGCAUACACGUAUGCGCUGCGCGCCGCGUAUCUGGCGUACCUCCUGCAACCGCGGCAGAAGCGGGUGCAGCAUGUGGCGAACACGUCCAAGCCGAUCCAGCGGAGCACGACGAGCAUUAAUGACAUGGUCAAGGACUUCAGCUUGACACGAGACAGCAAAAGCACGCGCUUUCCACAUGGCUUCAUGGCGGAGUUGGAUAAGCGCAUCGCUAAUGUCUUGGUCGGGAAGGAGAAGGGCAUUGAGUACAACGAUGCGCUGGUGAAACGUACCUUCGCCAACUUUCUGAAUGAGUUCAGGAACCCGACGUUUCGGAAGACAAUGGAAAAGGACAGAAGGGUGGAGGAUCUGCUGCUGAUCUUCUACUCACGAGCAACGAGCGAGCUGCAAAAGGGCAAGAGCGCUGAGGACGACAGCUGGAAAUUGAUGGUGGACCGCCAUGUUGCACUUUUCGUGCGCUUGAUCAGCAGUACGCUACACAACAAUGACUGGAUGAGGGAGAGGCCGGAGCUGAGCAGUCGGUUAAAGACGCUGGAGACGAAGCUGUUACAGCACGACCAGGACUUGGCAGAUCAGACACAGCGCAAUGGCGGGCAAGGCGGGCAGAGUAUCGAGGUGGAAGUACCGCGAAGCUAUGAGGUUCGCGAUAUGCCGCUUGUUAUCCGAGUCUGCAGCAUAUUCGCCAAGCCGACAAUACAAGCGCAGAAUGACAUCAAUGCGCACAAGGAGCAGUGGACGGAGAGGGCGGCGUUGAGAGACCUCAAGGAGUACCAGAAUCACAUGAUGCUUAAUACGCGUGCGACUAUUUGCAAAGAUGACUUCGAGCUCGAUGAAGCAUUUGAGAUGUGGCGGAAGGCCGAGAUAUCCGACAUUAGCCAGAUGAUGCUCGCAAUCGUGCAGUCCAAUCCGGAGCUGGCCAAGCACAAGUCGGACGGCGUUCCUAUGUUCAAGGCUCCGUCUGCGUUGUCCAGCGACAGUGAUCUCAGCCGGCAGAUGAGCGGUGGCGCUGAGGUUGACUCAAGCUCCAUGCUUGACCAUCAAUUAGAGAUGCUGAAUCUAGGCGAUUCCAGCCCAAGAGACUCUGGAACUGGGAGUAUGGACGCCACCCAAGCGAACUUCACCUAUAUUCCUCCGGACGCAAGGAUAUACUAUAGACAGCUGUUAAAGGUGGCUCUGGCUCACGACUUAUCCGAUUCCGAACCUGCACCGGUCACGGUCGAUGACGUUCCGCCUGUUAAGCUACUGUCCCGGCAAUCGCACGAGCUACUGAACGAGGUUGCAGUACGGUGGCGAAUCCCACUCUUCACCCGUAUCGUGCUCUUCUUGGACGUCGUGCGCGAGAACUUCCAGCACCAGGUUAUCAACCUUGACACUCUGGACGCUGCGUUCUUGUGGGCAAAGGAGCCGCAGCCGGAGCCACGGAAAAAUCCUUCCAAGUCACCCGCACUCAACCAGUCCACGCAGCUGCCCUUACUCGACAGGCAUAAAUGGACAGUGCCAGACCACAACCUGUUCCGCACCAUCCUUGCCAACCUUCAUGACGCUCUCCUGCGGGAGCUGUUCGAGACAUUUCAACAUUGCUACGAGCCCAAACCUCCCACUAUUGGCGUCAUUAUGUAUGUACUGGACACGCACAUCUACUCCGACCCUUUCUUCACCCAGAACCCAGAAGAUUUGGACGCUUUCACCGCCAUGAUGGCGGACGCUCUGCGGACGAAAGCACGUGACAAGUAUCACGAACUCUUGUCCAAGCACGUUAGCGACGACGCGUCCAAUUGGCAGUUCUACGAUGUGAUGCAGCUCGGUAAGGCAGUAACGGCGCUGUGCGAGAAGAUUCAGAAACGGUACCGCAAGAACCCAGAGAUCAUGGGUGUGAACCCGCUGCAGAUAUUGGUGGAGGAGUCUCUGCCUAGUUUCGCGGAGGAUGCGAAGGAGUUGAUCAAACGGAUUAUGCACUUCUCCAAAGAGAAAGGGCAGGAAGUGGACAUCCAAGACGGCUUCGAGCUGUACAAAGACCUUGUGGAGAUCCGGAAAGUCUAUGCUCAAGCGCUGCCAGGUCGGGAGUUCACGUUCCAUAUAGAAGGAUUAUUGCAGGACUUUGUCUGGCGCUGGAUUGCCUCAACUGACGCAAACAUUAAUCAAUGGGUUGAGGGAGCUGUUGCGCAAGACCAAUUCCAGAUCCGGCAAGAUCCGCAAGCCAAAGAGGCGGGCGAGUUGCCGACGGAUGAUGAGAGGCAUAGCCAUAGCGCCAUUGAUAUCUUCCUGGCGUUCAACCAGGCCAUUGAUCAGAUCGUCAAACUCGGGUGGGAUGACGAUUUGCAGUAUGCCAAGUUCAUGACCGCCAUCUCCAAGUCGAUCGGGAAGGGUGUGGCGCGGUAUUGCGAGUUGUUGGAGCUCAAGUUCGCCAAAGAGAUGGAUCGCCAGACGCCGGAGCAAGAAAUGCGGGCGCAGCAGACGCAGCGCGAGAAGUGGUACGCCGCAGCGCGUGACGUCUGGACGACGGGUGGCAAGGGUGGCGAGAAGAUCGAGCCGUUCCAGUUCUGGCCCGAGAGCUUUGUCAAGAUCAACGACGUGGAGUAUGCGACGUUGCAGCUGGAUAGGGUGGAGAAGGAGAUCAAUGUCGAUGCGUGUGCGGAAGUCAUUAACCGGCUUGACCCGCCUCCGCCGCCGAAUGUGAGAGAUGGGAAGAAGUUCAUGUUCACGAUCAAGAUUAUUGAGGCGGAGGACUUGAAGGCUGGUGAUGUGACGGGUUUGAGCGAUCCGUAUGUGGUCUUGGGAGAUGAGUACCAGAAGCGGUUGGCAAAGACGCGGACGGUUUAUCAGUCGCUCAGCCCGCGGUGGGAUGAGACGGUCGAUAUUCUGACGACUGGCCCGCUGAAUCUGAUUGCUACUGUCUGGGACUGGGAUAUGGUGGGCGACCAUGACUGUCUUGGCCGGACGAGUCUCAAGCUGGACCCGGCGCACUUCAACGACUACCUGCCGCGCGAGUACUGGCUGGAUCUUGACACGCAGGGCCGUGUGCUGGUGCGUGUCAGCAUGGAGGGCGAGAGAGACGACAUUCAAUUCUACUUCGGCAAAGCUUUCCGGACGCUCAAGCGCACCGAGAGGGAUAUGGCACGCAAGGUUACGGACAAGCUCUCCGCGUAUAUCCAGCAAUGUUUGAGUCGUCGGACACUGAAGGCGCUGCUAGGUCAAGGUACGCUGGGCGGCGUCAACUUGAGCAGCGCAAAGGGUUACUUCAACAAGCUGUCGUCGCAGGUUGCGGGAAGGCCGAUGAGUGUUGCCUCGCCGCAGCCUACCACUAUUGCGCCGUCGCUGGAGGACGUGCGUACCGCUUUAAAGCCGCUGCUCGACUACUUCUAUGCGAAUUUUGCCAUUAUGAAGGAGACGCUCACUAGCACCGCGCUGAUCAUGAUCAUGACGCGGCUGUGGAAGACGGUCCUGGGCACGCUUGAAUCGCUCCUCGUGCCUCCAUUGUCCGACAAGCUUUCUGCGCAGAAACCGCUCAGUCAGCAGGAGGUCGAUAUCGUAUAUCGCUGGCUUCAGAUCCUGUUCGACUUCUUCCACGCUUAUGAAAAGGAGGAUAAGACAGCUCACGGCGUCCCAGUCGACGUCCUGAGGAACGCGAAGUACCACGAUCUUCAGAGCUUAAGCUUCUUCUACUUCGACAGCUCCGACAGUCUCAUGCGGACGUCUGACGCGAUUGCGCAGGCUACCGCUCGUCGGCAGCAAGAAACCGCGACGAAGCUCAACCGCCUCUCCGCUCCUGUCAACCUACUCGGCGCUCCCGGCUCCCGCCAAACGAAGAGUAUCAUGAUGUCCCGCAACCUCGGCACGAUCAAGCAAGCCAAAGCGGCAAAGCGCGCCGAAGCGCAGGCAGAUGCUAGCGAUGAUAUGAUCCUGCGCAUCCUGCGGAUGCGACCGGAGGCGGAGAAGUAUUUGAGGGAUCGCAGUCGGCAGAAGGAGAGGCUCGCGGCUUCUGCGGCGGCGGAGGCGAUUGUGAGGCAGAGUUUGAUGGCUAGUAAGCGGGCGGCUCUCGACCGGAGUAGCGCUGGUGCGGAGGCAGGAGGGUUGGGCAGGAAGUGGGCUACCAUCCGGGAGUAGCGUUCUCGGGAUGGAGUGCCAAGGUUGGCUGUUGUGGGAGAAUGAAUGUAAGAGAAGUGGGCGUUGACUUGCGGGGGUCGGAGUCUGGCUUUGCAGUGAAGUGCAGCGUUCGAGCGUGGACUUAGCGUUUGGACAACUUCAACUUGGUGAUGUGGCUUUGGCUGUU